Molecule: messenger RNA, 601 nt
Organism: Aspergillus saccharolyticus JOP 1030-1
Lineage: Eukaryota; Fungi; Ascomycota; Eurotiomycetes; Eurotiales; Aspergillaceae
Exons: 1
Coding region: 189-512 (107 amino acids)
Source: RefSeq, a predicted model, not a curated record
CCCUAAGUCUUGGCCGCAACGCGUCCUUUGUCCCGCCUCGUGAAAUCAACUAUCGCUCGCACGUAAGCGAUUGAACAAGCGCAGAGCUAAGUGCCACGUCCUGCAAAAUACUCCGCACUUGCAUACGCCCCCCCGCAUCGAGUACACGGGAAAAUCAUAGGGUUGGAGCCGAGCAGGGCAUUCUUCCAAUGCAAUCAACUGGCCCCAUCCGAUCCCGUGCCUCCCUCACGCCCGCCACCGGAGUCCGUUUGAAAACAUUCGUGGGGAAUGUUUAUUUAUUAUUCUUGGCGCCACUUAUGAUCGGCGUCGCACUCCGUCGACCUGAAAGGCCGAGAUCCCUCACUGGCUUGGAGCGGGAUUUCUCCCCAUUGGGAAUUCCAUGUCCCUCAUUUCAGAGGUGUGAAACUCAUGAAAUUCCGAGUAUCUGUUCCGAGCUUCUGCUGUGUUUAUCUAUACCGGCGGAAACUCAACCUAUGGAAACCAUGCAAUUUGUCAUGGGGUUGACAGCCUAGUUUGAAAGACUGAUGACCGUCCAGAGACCCUAGAUCUAGUCAAGCAACACAACUUCAGCAGCACAAUAGACCGGACCUCGAAAGUAAGU